AAUUGCGUCGCAGCUGAAGUUGAGAAGACACAGAAAGGUAGCAGCCAGCUGUUAUAAUACUUAAGAAAAUCGAAAGCAUGUCAUCUUGUAGCGAAAACAGUACACAAAUAGGACGAAAAGGAUGUCCUUUUGUGCUGUUCUAGCAGACAAUAGAACAAAUUGAAUUUAAAACCCGUUACAACGGCGCCCAAGAUACCGUUUCAUCUUCUGUUCUGGCAUUGUGAUAAGCGCCAGGUGAUACCGGUUACACGCAAAAUUAUCUAUUUGCGUGCCAUACUGUAAGCGUUGAUUGCUAUCGAUGUCUCCUACCUGUACAACCGACUAAUAGCAAUAACAAAACUAUCACAUUAUGUGUAAAACUUGAUUUAAUUAAAAAGUUUAUGUUGCUGUUGACCGAUGUGUAUGAGUAUACAGACCAUUUCAAAAACAAAACCAUCGAAAUCGAUUUCUGCUGCCAUUGAAAGGUUUCAUUCCAGGCAUGACUUGAGCGAUACGUCACUUCAGUUGUAAGUUUGACGAACUGUAGGCUAGUUUGGAAGCGAGUGCGCUACGUACAUUGUUCUUUAAUUAUAAUACGAUAGUUAACUGGAAAUUUAAUUGCUGUGUGAUUGUAACAACGUAAAAAAAUAAAACAGAGUUAAACCAUUUGUUUGAACCUAGACGAUCGUGAAAAUGGCAAAACAUACAAUUACGUCUUUAGCAUUUAAAAUAAUUAUUGGAGUAGCUAGUGUUAUGCUUAUGCUGCAUUAUGCACCCAUUUCUGAAAUACCUAGCAUGUAUGCAGUAGAGUGCUAUCAAAGCUAUCAUGUAUCGCACCACUCCAAAUUGUACGAUUUUGUGAUGAUGACAGAAACUGCAAAUAAGUGGAUGAAAUUCGUAACUUUCGUCGCUACAGACCACAAACCCAUUGGAAUCGGCAAAAUAUAUAAGACUGUAAUAGACACAAAUAUAUUUCUGCUUGCUGUUGUUGAGCACCAGCAAGGUCAAUAUGCUGCUUUGGAAACGAUGAGUAAGGAUAGCACACCGCAGUUUCGCAUUGAAAUACGCUUUACCAGUGAUCUUUAUGCACCAUGUCAAAAACGGCAACCAAGUGAUUUCGAUUCACGACGUUUAGAUCUAUUUUCAUUGUUGCGCGUUAAAGCUGCUAGCCCUUCAAAUAGAAUCAAUGCAAAUGGAUUAACAUUAAAAAUAUUGUUGUUACACGACUCAUUGCUAUUUCAGAACACUAUCGGAGCGUUGUAUCGAUACUCUUUGAGACGGCAUCUCAGACGGUCCUUGGCUAACCUGGCGUACGUAUUACCACACUUAGAGGAGCAGGAACGUACCUUAUCACCAUCUGCAUGCUUAAACCACUGACCUUACAAAAAAUACACACGUUUUGUGAUUUAAAUCCAUUCUGCAAGUGGAUUUUCGGUCGGUCGUUCAUAUCUUCGAAUCAUCGGUAGCAUGGUUGUGUUGAAAAAACGUUGAAAAUAAUCAGUAAGUUGCUAAAUCAGAAGCAGUAAAAACAAUCGAAUUAGAACUACCGUCGGAUAGAGUAAACCAAAUAUUCAUACCUUCAUCAUAUCAGAUAGGUCGAAGCCUCGAACAUCUUUUAAAAGCGUGAGUAUCAUCAAAAGGGAAAGCGGCAACAUGAUGAUCCACCGGUUGUGAUCGCUCAUUCUCAACUGUGAAUUAUCGAUGUGUAAGCACUACAAACAGGUCACAUUUUGCAAAAUAUCAUGGUGUUUUGAAGCUUACGAAAAUAUCACGCUCUAUCGAGUAGUUACAUCAAUACACAACACAUACAAAACAGAUUUAAUAUCUAAUGACUGCAAUAAUACCGAUUUGGUCUAGCUGUUCCAUCUGUAGUAGAAUUAAAAAAAUUGUUCUAAAAACAGGACUAAGGCGUCAUCCAUUAAUUACGUAACACUGCUUCUAGACGACCAACUUACUGCGACAAAUUUUCUGCGAGCGCUUUGUGCUAAUAACACUUCACAGUGUUAGAACAAAAUCAAGGGCAACCGUGAUUGUCGCGGGUUUUGUGAAAUGUACACAGAAACGCAGCGCUCGCGUUUCGCGACAAAACAAUCGAAGUUAGCCAUACUAUUGUGCUUAAACGUAGACGGUUUGACAGAUGGAAAGUGUCGCCAAAAAUUGUCACGGACGAUUUGUUGGGUCGUCUAUAAGCAGUGUAAUAUACCAAUUGAUAACUAUCAAACGCUAACAACGUCUCGGGCGACAAAAAGUAGCUCAAUUAGCUCAAGUAGCUGUUAUUCGAUGAAUUGCGAUGCAAAAUUUCACUCUGCAUGCCGGCCUAUACAGGCUUUCAAGACUUUGACUGGUAUUAUUGAAACCGUUCGUAGCGGGAACGUACGGCGCUCACAUGAAAUUCUAGGGAUGGCAACACAUUUCUUGAGCCCGGUCCUACAACGCCGCGGAAAAUAACUGUAGCUACCAUCUAGUACGUUAGGAAAAUGAGUGUCGGGACGUACGCCGCCGCUACGAACGGAUUCAAUAAUACCAGCCGUUUUUUUGUUUAAAAACAGAAAAAAUAAGUUAAAAUGUGUUCAAAUGUAAUUUUUUGGGUUUGGCAUUAAGUUGGUUCGUAAAAAAACUGGAUAAUUCGAUUGUUUCGAAUGAAGCAGAGAUGUCGCGCGAGACAAGUUGCUCUGUUUGCAAAACUUAUUGUUGUUGCUCUAUGUCUAUUUGAACGAUUAGGUAGCGGUAAUCACUACUGCGGGCGUGCGGGCGUGCGUGCGGAAAAAUCAAAACUGUUUGAUUCUGACGCAUGCGGUUUCAAACUGUCAUCCGCUGCGGGUGUCAAAUUCCAUACAUUUUCAGAAAACGCACGCACGCCCGCAUCAGCUCAUCAUGAUAGAAGGAUCUCAACUGUUGAAGUAGGCAUGUAUUUUGCAUGCUGCAUCAAAGAGGCAAGCACGAUAUAUAGUAGACUAUGAGUAAAGUUACGUUAAUGUUGUGGAUACUUUGGGCCCUGAGCGCAGAGCCUUGCUACUCAGCCCUGUCGCUAAAUGACGGGUGCUGACGUACGCGUUCGGCUCCCUCCGGCUCUACCCGGAAGCGAAGGGCUCGUGCCGUCGAUCGCUCUCUUGCACCUGGCCCUUCGACCCGAUCGAACAUGAGCGCGCUCCCACGUCGUUAUCGUCCAGUGUGCGUCAAACGUGUUAGUUUUAAGAUCCGUACAAUGUUUAAUUUGUGAAAUAAAGUAAUUUUAAAGUGUAUGAGCGGUUGAACAUUUUUACUUAUAUUGACGACACAAAAGAUAAUGAGUUAGGAAGAAAUAUAAAUUAGAUACGAGAAGGCUUAUUUCAAUAACUCCAAGACCAACGACCAGUUCACGUUCGAACAUUCGCAUUAGGAAUUUGUUAGAGAGAAAAAUAGAUCGAUAAAAAUUGAGAAAAAGUUAUUUUAAAACGAUAAAACGAUCUCGAAAUGCAAGUUCGACAUUUACUACGAAGCAGUGGAAUAAAGAGACUAAUUGUUUGGCUA
Anopheles arabiensis is the source of this 3489-nucleotide messenger RNA. RefSeq lists its product as uncharacterized. Lineage: Eukaryota; Metazoa; Arthropoda; Insecta; Diptera; Culicidae. The record is from RefSeq and is a predicted model, not a curated record. The transcript is spliced from 4 exons. The coding region runs from base 673 to 1356 and encodes 227 amino acids.